Striga asiatica is the source of this 375-nucleotide messenger RNA. Lineage: Eukaryota; Viridiplantae; Streptophyta; Magnoliopsida; Lamiales; Orobanchaceae. The record is from the annotation of a GenBank genome assembly.
AUGCUAAGCGUUGUGAUAAAUUCAUCAGAGAUUGUGAGGAUGAGUUCGCCACAGUGCAGACGUCUUUCCCUUUGUCGAGAUAGUGAGGAUGAGUUCGCCACAGUGGAGACGCCUUUCCCUUUGUCGGUGUACGUUGAGAGGAUAACCGAUAAGAUCAACAACUUCCUUGUAUUUGUGGAUCUACCUCAGUCCCUUGCACCGCCGUUGGUGGACGUCAAAAUCGGGGCCAUCGAAAUCGUCGUUGAUAACUGGGUCCGACAACCCAACCCUCAAACUUGGUCGCGGCCCGAAUCUGUACUCGACGAACCCCAGAAAUCGAGUCAGUGGCCCGAAUCGAUGUCCGCCAAGCUUGGUUGUUGUACCUCUCUCUGGUGA